Molecule: messenger RNA, 1494 nt
Organism: Thermothielavioides terrestris NRRL 8126
Lineage: Eukaryota; Fungi; Ascomycota; Sordariomycetes; Sordariales; Chaetomiaceae
Exons: 5
Coding region: 1-1494 (497 amino acids)
Biological process (GO): transmembrane transport
Molecular function (GO): transmembrane transporter activity
Source: RefSeq, a predicted model, not a curated record
AUGGCCCACGGCUUCAUUUGGGUGCUGAUCGUCGCGGGCAUCCUCAUGGCCAACUUUCUGUUCGCCACCGACAACACCAUUGCCGCCAACAUCCAGCCCGCCGUCGUCAAGGACUUCCAGUCGCUCAACAAGCUCGCCUGGCUCGGCGUGGCCUUCCUGGCGUCAUCGUGGGGCACCAACUUCUUCUGGGGCGACCUCUAUGCCCGGUUCAGCAGCAAAUGGACCUUCUGUUCGAGCUUCGUGGUCUUCGCCGUCGGAUGCGCCGUCGCCGGGGCUGCACCCAACAUGGAUGCUCUGAUCGUGGGACGGGCCAUCUGCGGUGUGGGCGGCGCUGGCAUGUACUUCGGAUCUAUGGCCCUUCUGACGCAGAUGACGUCGGAGCGAGAGCGGCCGCUGUAUCUGAACCUGGUCGGCAUCACGUUCGGCGCCGGAACAGUGCUCGGUCCCAUCAUCGGCGGCGCAUUUGCGGCGAGCAGUGCGGGCUGGCGUUGGGCGUUCUACUUCAACCUCGUCGUCGGUGCCGUCUGCGCCCCGGUCUAUCUCUUCCUCCUGCCGACGCUCAACCCCCGCUCAGGCGAGAGCAUCAAGCAGCGCCUGUUUGAGAUCGACUUCCUCGGCAUCGUGCUCGUUGUCGGGCUCAUCGUGUCCAUCGUCAUGGCCAUCUCGUUCGGCGGCGUGCUGUACGCCUGGAACUCGGGCCGCGUCAUCGCCCUCUUCGUCCUCGCCUUUGUCCUGCUCUGGCUCUUCCUCGCCCAGCAGCACUUCGCCCUCGGCACCACGCCGGAGCGCCGCAUGUUCCCCAUGCACUUCCUCCGGUCGCCUUGCUGCGCCACGUGCGUCUUCGUGCCCGUCUAUUUCCUCCCGCUCUACUUCCAGUUCGUCAAGGCCGACAGCCCCAUGCUCGCCGGCGUGCGCAUGCUGCCCUACGUCGCCCUGCAGCCCGCCGUCGGCAUCGUCUUGGGCCUCGUCGUCGGCAAGACGGGCUACUUCGUGCCGUGGUACAUCUUCGCGGGUGCGCUGUGCGUCGCCGGGUCCGCCCUGCUCUACACGGUCGACCAGCACACGCCGCUCGCCGCCAUCUACGGCUACGAGGUGCUGCUCGGGCUCGGCUCCGGCGCCGCCACGCAGCUGACCUUCGCCGUGGCCUCCAUCAAGGUGGCGCCGCACGACGUCGGCCGCAGCACCGGCUGGGAGGCGUUCGCGCAGCUCGGCGGGCCGACCAUCUCGCUCGGCAUGGCCCAGGCCAUCUUCGUCAACAAGGCCCAGGCCGCCGUCGCCGCGCUGCUGCCGGCCCUUGACCCGCCCCAGGUCAGCACCAUCAUCUCCGACCCGAACAACCCGCUGCUGCGCAGCCAGCCGGGGGAUGUGCAGCUGCGCGUCGUCGACGCCGUCGUGCACGCCAUGGCCAAUGCGUAUAUCAUCUGUCUUGUUGGUGGGUGCUUGGUCCUGCUGUUGAUUUUCCGCUUCAAGGUGAAUGACAGGCUGUGGGGAUGA